AUGGCAAAAAAGAAAACAAAAGCAAAUGCGCUGACAGUUAUAGAAGCAACAACGAGCAAUGGAAGUGGUAGUAGUACGACCAAAUAUAUCAUUGGGUUCGUUGUCCUGUGUGUUAUAAUUGGGGUACUCGGAUGGUACUUCAUUGCUGGACGCAAUACUACCACCCCCGAAUCUGGUAACAAAAGUGGACCUCUGGCGGGUGAAGGGGACCCAAACGACAAUACAACGGUAGCACCCGAUGGGACAUACAUUCCUCAGGAGUCUACCUCUGCUCCCGAUGAAACAGAUGACACAACCAUUCCUCCUGAUACUGAAACAGAACCCCCAGUGGAUACAACUCAACCACCCAGGGAUACGUUUCCUCCAAUCGAGGAUACAACACAGGCACCUACGACCGAAGCUCCUACGACACAGGCACCUACAACACAAGCGCCAACAACCGAGGCACCUACAACACAAGCACCUACAACACAAGCGCCAACAACACAGGCACCUACAACACAAGCGCCAACAACACAGGCACCUACAACACAGGCGCCAACAACACAAGCGCCAACAACACAGGCGCCAACAACACAGGCACCAACUUAUACACCCGAAGAAGAACAAGCGUGUGCAGAGAAGGGCCUUGGACUUUGUGGUAUUCCGUGUGCACAGCAAAUGGAAGGUCACCCACAAGGGGAGGCACAGAACAUUUACUACCAGUGCAUGAAAGUGUGUGUCCAGGAUAAGAUGGAUGACGUCUGUUAUACCAUAUUGUUGGAUAACGUGCCAGCGCAUCUACGGUAA
Sycon ciliatum is the source of this 789-nucleotide messenger RNA. RefSeq names its product salivary glue protein Sgs-3-like. NCBI's taxonomy places the organism in Eukaryota, Metazoa, Porifera, Calcarea, Leucosolenida, Sycettidae. The coding region runs from base 1 to 789 and encodes 262 amino acids. The transcript has a single exon. The record is from RefSeq and is a predicted model, not a curated record.